AUGACGGCAUUGUCGCUUGCACUGGGCAUUCAUGACCAGGCCACAACAAAGUUUGGCUCCAAGGAUUUCUGCGAUGCGGUUGAAGCUGAGGCAGCCGCAGCCAACGCUCAUCAGUACCGAAUGUUUCUGUUGGCCAUGGAGACCCUGCUGCAGAGGCAAUGGGAACACUACUGCUUUCAUGGCGGCAACCAUAUUACCAAAUCACAGCAGCUGGAGGAAAAGCGGCUUUGCCGGUAUUUUUCGGUUCACUGCAUGAAUAUGGAGGGACGUGGUUGCCGUGACGAGAGAAAGCACAGAAAGUUGUUUGGCAGCGGUGCAGCGGGCCCACUAAUUGACUUCAUUUACCGACUCAUUUGUCACUCCCACUGUAGCAUUGAGUGCUAUCCGAUUACACUUGCUCUCACGGGUCGUUUUUUUGUGGAAAUGAGAAAGGAGUCCGUAGCGACGGAGUACGAGGCAGCGGUGGAUCACUUGCCGUGUGUAUUCGCUGUGUUGUUGUUAAUCACAGCGAAGUAUCGUGACGACAAUUUUCGAAGCAAUCGUUACUUUAGUCAGCUGGCGGAGCUUUCUCUGAUGGAGUGGAACGCUCUAGAGCGGCUUGUUAUCCGUGUGUUACGAUUCAAUGUCAACGUGCCCUUUUAUGAAUACGUUGCAUAUGAAAAGCUGCUUCUCAAAGAAAUGAUGCGACAGGAGGAGAAAAAGUGCGGUUUCCCUUCCAUUGACCAGAGCCCCCGUUCUGAGAAGAUGGAAAGCUUGAUGCACCUUGACAGUAAAAAUGAUAUGUCAAUGCUGUUCUUCGAUCACGUUGAAAUGGCAAUGAAGGACAACGCCAGUUUUCAUUCAUGUGGUGUGACCGCUUCUUCGCCGUCACUGCGUUCUCAGUGCCCUUUAAUGUCGGUUGAGGACUCACCAGUGUCGUGGCGGCAAGGCGUGUAG
Molecule: messenger RNA, 936 nt
Organism: Trypanosoma cruzi
Lineage: Eukaryota; Euglenozoa; Kinetoplastea; Trypanosomatida; Trypanosomatidae
Exons: 1
Coding region: 1-936 (311 amino acids)
Biological process (GO): regulation of cyclin-dependent protein serine/threonine kinase activity
Molecular function (GO): protein kinase binding
Source: RefSeq, a predicted model, not a curated record